ACAGAAUUGAUUUCGCAUAUUUGACUUAAAUAAAAAUAAAGUAGAAUUAUGUCGUCGUUCAUUGAGGAAACAAAAUGCCUGUUGCCGCGCAUUACUUUAAUAGCAUGCGGCUGUUUUAGUCCGCCCACUCCAAUGCAUAUGCGAUUGUUUGAGAUAGCCCGGGAUCACUUUGAGAUGGCGGGCACGCACAAGGUCAUCGGCGGCAUUAUAUCACCCACUCACGAUUCGUAUGGCAAGAAGGGAUUGGCUCCAGCACUUGACCGUUGUGCCAUGGUGAAAUUGGCCCUACAGUCAUCCAAUUGGAUACAUCUGUCCGACUGGGAGGUGCGACAGUCUCAGUGGACACGCACAACAUCGGUAUUGCAAUUUCACCAAAACUACAUAAACAAUUUUAUGAAUUUAUCAUCGACAAGACCGAAAUAUGAAAAACUGAUACAUGAAUGGUUACCUCUUGCCAUUGGCGAUCGUAAAGAUCCAGUAAAUGUGAAGCUAUUGUGUGGUGCAGAUUUGCUUGAAUCAUUUGCAGUUCCAGGCCUAUGGGCAGAAUCAGAUAUUGAGAACAUCGUGGCAAAUCAUGGACUGGUGGUCAUUACACGCUCCGGCUCAAAUCCGGAAAAGUUUAUAUUUGAAUCGGAUAUUCUAACUAAAUAUCAGCGUAACAUUACGCUGAUUACCAAUUGGGUGCCGAAUGAGGUGAGCUCCUCCAUGGUGCGUCGUCUUUUAGGUCGUGGCCAGUCGGUGAAAUAUCUUCUAGAUGAUUUGGUUCUUGAAUAUAUAAGGCGUCAUCGUUUAUAUAAUAUCACAUCGCGCUACACGAUUACACUAAGACCCACCAUCACUAUCACACCACCUUUAGUAGAUCAGAUAGAUCAGAUUGCACAACCAGAGCAACUUUUUAUUUUGUUUCCCAAACAGCAGGCAGGAUGUUCCGCCUGAGGGCAAUGCCAACUUUCCCACCUCAACCCCAGCAUGACGAACUCGUCAUCACCAUCAUCCGCAGCAACAGCAGCAGCCACAGCAACAGCAAAAGUCGCACCCGCACCAAAUGCAUCGUUACCAUCAGUCAAAGCAAGCACUUCGUCUGCAGUGGCGCCUGUUUAUGGAGUGUGAGUCAGCGCAAUUAGCAGAUGCCAAGAAAAAUGCUUGGAAAUUCCAAUUGCAAAGUUCUUAGUAUUCGUUUCUUGCUGUGGCGUGUAAAUAUGUAAUAUAUUGGGCAUGAUUCUCUUUGAUCAGUCGUCGAAUUUGUUUUAUCCUUAAAUAUCUAUAUCAAUACGGCUUGUAUAAAUAUGUAAUGUAAAUAUUUUAGUUUGGUGGUCAGUGUACGUAUCACGCACCAUUCGUUUGCACCCCGUUAAAUUUGCCAAAGAAUCUUUACCAAAUAACCAUUAA
Drosophila willistoni is the source of this 1389-nucleotide messenger RNA. It is a transcript of the gene Nmnat, whose product is annotated as nicotinamide/nicotinic acid mononucleotide adenylyltransferase 3. Gene Ontology annotation, biological process: NAD+ biosynthetic process. Lineage: Eukaryota; Metazoa; Arthropoda; Insecta; Diptera; Drosophilidae. Gene Ontology annotation, molecular function: nicotinate-nucleotide adenylyltransferase activity; nicotinamide-nucleotide adenylyltransferase activity. The transcript has 5 exons. The record is from RefSeq and is a predicted model, not a curated record. Bases 49 to 936 code for a protein of 295 amino acids.